CGCAGGCUGCACGCGGUCACGCAAAUGUGAAGGAUCGCGCGGAAUGCGUCUUGGCGCUCCGAGCUUGAGCUGGAGCUCAUGAAAGGCGCUCUGGGCGCGAGACCCUCUGCAACCCUUUUUUUUAAUCAUGGAUUUAACGGCAUUUGUGAAGGGAAAAUAUACUCUUUAAACUGGAUCAGCUGCAUUGCCGCAGACUAAAACAUUUUACUUGGCUAAUAAACAUUAAAUAUUUCCAAAGAAAAUGUCCAGACCAAAGGUCUUGGAGCGACAGGGAAGCGAUGACUCGGACACGGACCUGCUGCUCGCGACACUCUCACCGGAGGAAGUGGAGGAGCUCGAGCGGGAGCUCGUUUAUAUCGAUCCCGACCCGAACGUACCGGUGGGACUCCGCCAGCGGAACCAGACGGAGAAACUACCGUCCAGAGGAUAUGACAGAGAGGCUAUGCUUGUCUACUGCGAGCGGGAGACCAAGAAACUGAUCCGGAGAGAGUUGAGCGUAGAGGGAGAGGCAAAAGGGGAUGGCAGAAGGAGAGAUCGACUCCGCCGGAUGAGAAGCAGAGAGUUUUCCAGGUCACAGAGUGGCGAUCCUCCCGACACAGAGAGCAGAAACGCAGAGAGUGAAAAAGAUAAGGAGCGAGCGAGAAAAAGGGAGGAUGACUUUAAAGCUUUACCUGAUGAAGGAGAAAAAGGCAGAGAGAAGAAAAGGGAGGAAGAGAAAAGAGAAGGUGAGAAGACGGGCAAUAAGAUGGAAAGUGGAAAAGACCUUUCGAGAAAAGAGAGAGGAAGCAGCAAAACUCUAGACCUCAUAUCCAAACUACAAGAGAAAAAAGAGGAUAUGAAAGAAAGAGGGAAGAAGGAGGAGAAAAAAGUGAGUGAAAACUCCAAAAUACGAGGGUUUGUCUCCAAACUGCAGGGGGAUAAAGACGCCGAAGACCUAAAAGUAAAAAACAAUAAGGCAGAUGUCAAGAAACAAGAUGAAAGCAAAACUAAAACCAUAGAGGAACCCAAGAACAACAGAGCAGUAGGAAGAGUAAACCUAAAAGAUGUAGAAACAGUGGAGAAGAAAAGCAGAAGUAGAAAUGUAGAAGAGAAGGAGAGAGAAAAGAAGGAUGAGAAAAGUCAUACAACCACACCACAAAAAGAGAAAGAAAAAGAACAAGUGAAACAAUCAGAAAACAAUGAGGUGAAGAUAUUUAGCAAUUCCAACCGAAACAGCUCAGGGAACUGUCAUGGUGCGGAUGACCGUUCUGUUACCACUGAGGAGGACGAGUCUUUUAGUGAAGAUUUGGACAGUGAUACUGGCUCCAGCAUGUUUGAUGACCUUCUAGAGCAGGUCCGCAGUGAUGACCCUGAACUAACAGAGGUCAAUGUUAAUAAUUCAGAUGCCAUUAAGGCAGACACCCUGAUACAGUUUGCCGAGGGUCUUCGCAGCAACACUCACGUCAAAACCUUCUGCCUCGCAAACACGAGAGCGGAUGAUCAUGUUGCCUUCGCCAUCGCUGGAACCCUGCGAGAUAACUCAACCCUGACCGGAAUCAACCUUGACUCGAACCAUUUGACAGGCAAAGGCAUCCUGGCCAUCGUCAACUCUCUGCAGUACAACAGCACGCUCAUGGAGCUGAGGUUUCAUAACCAGAGGCACAUCUGCGGAGGGAAGACUGAGAUGGAGAUGGCCAAUGUCUUACGUGACAACUCUUCUCUGCUGAAGUUGGGAUAUCAUUUUGAGCUGGCUGGGCCCAGGAUGACCAUGACAAACAUCUUGAGCCGAAACAUGGAUAGGAAGCGACAGCAACGACUAGAAGCGCAAAAACUCGCCAGAUUGGAAAGCGACUCCACUCACAAAACCCCACGUGAAGAUAAGAGCUCAGCUGAAAAAAAUAAGUCUAUCAACACUCAUAAGAAAGACUCUAAAUUUGUCGCUAUUUCAAAAUUCACCUCUGCUCAGGAAACUCCCAAAGCUCCGCCCACAAAGUCACCAUCUAAACCCCUCCCCUCUGAGGUAACAGGAAAGAAAACAGGGGCAACCAGAAGUCGACAAGCUCCUCCUCCUCCUCCACCCCCUCCCAGCCCAGCGUUAGAUGUUCAGGCCCUGAGGAGGUCGCUGACCCCAAUCUCUCAGAGGAAACCAGACAGCAGUGCUGCUGUCCGACAGACGGACAGAAGCUCCAGAGAUCAGCUCCUGGACUCUAUCAGAAACUGCAGCAUGAAUGCUCUCAAAAAGGUUGAGGUCCCUAAGCUGUUGAGAUAGCAUCUGUCCAGUGUAUGUGCUUCUACCAGAUUCCCCUGCAGCGCCCCAUCAUCACGGGGGAGUCAUUGAAUCAUCAAGAUGAGAUUCCUCCUUAACUGGCUUAGACACUCUGAAAUACAGAUUAUUGGGAUUAUCUGAUAUCUAAACAUCUGAGGUGGGACACUUGAGUGUGAUUUUUCCCUGGACUGACAGUUAACCAGUCAACAUUCAAGCUGUGAUGGGCAUCUGUUGAGGUUUAAGGACCCUUAGAGAAAAGAUUUUUAGACCUGUCUUGAAUCAUUAUUCUGUCUAUAUAAGUAGAGAUCUGCCUUGAUGUGUUUGUUAAAGUCAGCAUAAAAUGGAAGUUGCAAUAGUCUUCCUUCUCUACAGUGACGUAUGUGAAACGGCUUCUCAAAGAAGAAAAAAUGUAAGGCUGAACUUGAUUUUGUCCAUCGGGAAUUGAUUGGAUCAUUGUAGUUUGCUAUUGCUGUGAUCUCAUGUGAGUGAAGAGAUGUCAGUGCAGAGAGAGGGGAGCGAGGGGAAGUUAUUUUGAUUAAAGAUUACGAGGGCACACAAAUAAAAUAAUAGUAUUAAUGAUGAUGUUCAUGGAUAAAUACUGCAAUAUUUAAUUAAAAAAUGUCAAACUUUAAAUAGUAGGACAUUUACAUUUAACUACUAUAUUGAAUAUUUAUGAGAUAUUGUGUUCAAUUUCACAAGCAGAUCUGUUUAUGGCCAUGGAUUUUUGCAUCUGGACUUUUGAGAGAAUCUAGUUUGAGUUUCUGUAUUACAAUAUUUACACUGUUGUUUUUUUUUAGGGAAAUUAGAACAAGCUGCUCCCUUUCACAUCUGCAAACAUUAUCAUAUCCAUGGGCAGCAUUUUUUUUAUUUAUCCCCAAAUCAAGAUGAAAACAAGUAUAACUGUUUUUUAAUUGCGAUAAAUACUCUAGAUAUCACUUGAGAAGUACUGAAUUAGCAAUAUUACCAACAUGUAUAUAUAGUCCUGUCUGAUGUGGAUUUAGUCAUUUGAAUCAUAUUUGCCGUGAACUUGAUUUUAUGAAUUUGUUUAUAGUUUGAUAACAGAUUGGUGAAUGAACCUCCACAAGUGGUUCCUGGUUUUGAUUAUGUUUGAUUUUUUAUGAGGAAACAGGGGGUCAAAGAGUGAAAACUAUCUACAUGAACCAAAGACUAUAGAUGCUUGAACUCAAAUAAUCAAAUUAAAUUACUUUUGUUUUUUUCUCUGCAAUGAAUACGUGAUUAAAACUGUAGUGUAAGCUUGUUUUAUGGAUAAAGAAAACAUACCUACAUGUUGUCUCUGUACCACAGUAUCAUUCAAUAUAAUGCAGUUCAUGCAUCCCACCUACAGGUUGAAAAAACACAACAAAGUUAUAAUACAGAAUGAACAGAUGAUGAAAUGUAGACUACCUUUUUUUUUUUAUUAUAUUUUUUACUGGCAUUUCUUUAUAGGAGAAAAUAAUUGAAGACAUGGUCUAUAUGUAGAUUUUGGGGUAGAUUGUAGACUUAUAAUUAGCCCCCUUUUUUUUAGAGCAAAUAACAGCAAUGAAAGCAUUUACACAAAGAAAAAGGAAGUCAUAUUUAUUGCUGAAAGACUGUCUCUCUUGUCCUCUGGCUUUCUUUUUCUUUUGCAACAGUCUUUAUAACAACAUUAAGCUGCAUAAUCAAAUAUGGACUUGCAAAUGCAUCAGUUACAAAAAUGUGUCAACACCACUGCUAAACGGCUUUGUUUCCUUCCUGACCCAAAGUCUGUUGUGCGUUUGCCCUUGCAGCCAUACCGAUCCUACUGCUAAACUGUUAUUGGUUUAUUCUUUUGCAGGUCUCUCUCUCUCUCUCUCUCUCUCUCUCUCUCUCUCUCUCUCUCUCUAUAUUAAAAGCACUGUUCCUCUGUUAACUGAUGGAGCAGACAAGUGAGAGACAGGAAGCAGGUUACAGUGUUGUGUUAUGUUGUAGUUUAUUAUAAAGAGGAUGUCUUGCUUGAAGAGGACGAUAGCAAGUUAGGGAGAAUGAAAACCCAUCUAAAGAUUCUGUCUCUUUUCAUAGUUUUCAGUGGUGUGUUGAUGAAGUCUGGAGGUGUUUUUGAGGGAACAGUGGGUGAAAGGGUGGAGAUCAGAUGUCCAUACCCAGAUGAUUACAGAUAUACACCCAAGUACCUUUGCCGUCAUCCCUGUGGAUCACAGCAUGUUUUGAUUAAAAGUGGAAAGACUGAUGAGGUCGUCAAGAAUGGAAGAUACUCUUUGAUUGAUACUGUGAGUGGAAGGUUCUUUACUGUAACCAUCAAAGAUCUCACACUCAAAGACUCUGGUGAUUAUUACUGUGGAGUUGAUAAAUGGUUCAGUGACAAAUUGAAUAAAGUUCAUCUCUCUGUCCGUUCAGCAGCUCCGGUGCACAGACCUUCACACAGCCCUGAAAACACAAUUAUAACUACAACUGCAUCUACAUGGACGACAACACUCACCUCUGCAGUAGUUACAUCCAAUAACUCUACUUCAUAUGAGCAGUUCUCAUCAACAGUCCAGUCAAAUGGAUCAAAAAAUGGAGAAUUCGUUUUCAGUGUGACUGUGGUGUGUGCAGGUGUUCUGGUGCUGCUGGUGUUUGUGGCUUUAGUGUUUCUCUACAGGAAAAGAUCAGAUUCAAAGUCCAGAAGUUUGAAUCAUCCUGUUCCUGAAAAUUCAGUUCGGGUUUCACCAGAUCUCAAUGGGACUGUAGAUGAUGUCUUUCACAUCUACGAUGAAAUGUUGAACGAGUACAACCUGGUUGGUCCAGCUAGAAAUACCAAUUCUUCUGUAAUAUAUUCCACCGUGCAGCACUGUAAUCCUGCACCUCAGGAUGAUGUGAAUGAUUUUUAUUCACUCAUCACACACCACUGAGGAUAAAUGAUUAGAUCAAUCUCAUGCUCUCUAAAAAAAUUCUUAUACUUGAAACCCUGUUGAUGAGAAGUGAUACAUGUGGUCAACUUGCUAAAAUGGGCAUGACUGCCUGCAAACAUCCUGCUGUGGACAUGUGCGUCAGGUCGUGACAUUAAACUGAACUGCUGUGUUAAUUUAAAAGUGUGAAUUUCCUGUGUAAGUAACAGCAGUAGCUUUUGGGUUGUAUAUGCUAAGUUACAUUUAAAAAAUCAUAUUGUUUGUUUAUUUGUUUAACAGACUGACUGACAGAUCAAAUUUUAAUUAUGUAGGAAUCCAUGGUAAAUUCAUAUUUUUUUUCUUACACCUCUGAGUGUUCUUGUGACUUUUUAGACCGAUGGUGUGUAUUAUUAUUGUGAGACUUUCUUUUCCCCUAGUGUCUGUGUUUGUAUAAUAAAGCUUGUUUAUUUUA
Molecule: messenger RNA, 5557 nt
Organism: Ctenopharyngodon idella (grass carp)
Lineage: Eukaryota; Metazoa; Chordata; Actinopteri; Cypriniformes; Xenocyprididae
Gene: lmod1a
Product: leiomodin-1
Exons: 9
Coding region: 242-2248 (668 amino acids)
Biological process (GO): myofibril assembly; muscle contraction; pointed-end actin filament capping
Cellular component (GO): myofibril; striated muscle thin filament
Molecular function (GO): tropomyosin binding
Source: RefSeq, a predicted model, not a curated record